AACUUUUAUCCCUUCCCGAAGACAAACUUCGGAACGCCUCGCUCUGGGAAGGUGUAGAACGGGCAGCGGCGGUAGCUCACGGGCUGAGGUGCGGUGUUCUGCCGGAGGUGCGGAAAAUUUGACCUGAAUCUACGAACCAAUGAAGAAAAAUGAAAGGACAGAACAUACCAGCUGUCAUGAUCUGUGUAUUUCACAUCAGUGCUACACUUUGGGGUUUUACAGAACAGGAAGAAGUAACAGGACUUUUUUCCAAGGAUUGCAUCCUCCCUUGUCGUUUCACACCUGGGCAUGAUGAAGUAAUUCACUGGAGCAAAGAGAACAAAAAUGUGCACAGUUACUACCAGCAGAAGGAUCAGCUGGGAGCACAAGAUCCACAUUACAGACUCAGAACACACCUUUUCCAUGAGAACAUCCCUAGUGGAAAUGCCUCCUUGAAACUUAGUAACCUGACCAUGACUGACCAGGGCUCUUAUACCUGCUACGUGGGAACAGCCCAACAUCAAACAGAAGUGGAAGUGCAACUACGAGUUAAAGCUCCUUCUUCUUAUGCACUGGAAUACCAAAAGACAAACACAGAAAGGAGACUGAAGUGCUAUGCUUUUCUCACUUAUCCAGCACCAACUAUGUCUUGGGUACAGGGCAGUACAUACAUCCAGGAGACAGAUCGGGAGGAAACUAGGAAUGGAGUUCUCUAUUCUCUUAGAAGUGACAAGGACAUUAUAAAUGUGACAGAUACUUACCAAUGUCAUAUUCAUUUGGAUCAUGAAGUGUGGGCUGCUGAAUGGAAGAUGCAAGACCACCUGCCCAAGGUGGAAGGAGAGAGCACCGUAAUUGCUUGUGAACACGGCCUUGACACUGCAAGCACUGAUGGUUUCAGUGUUGUCUGGACAUUGCACAGAAAUGCAGUGACCUCAGUCCUGGCCUCCUUCAAUGGCACAUCUCACUCUCACCAGCCUCGAGUCCAGCUUAAUGAAAGUGACUUUUCGCUGAGGCUGGAUCAUCUUACUGCAGGCGACAGUGGAGAAUAUCUGUGUAAUAUUUCAACACCUCUCUACACAAAACUUGCUGUGACAACUUUGCAUGUCGAAAAUUCAGGUAACACUUGGAAAAUUGUGCUAGGAGUGCUUUGUGCUGUGGUGGCAGUGGUGACAAUAGCAGCGGUACUUUGCUAUCUCAAGAAAAAAAAGAAGAGAGGAAUCAUACAGAGACCUUGACGUACAGGAAGAAAAUAUCUCUCUGCACACAGAUACUCCUGAGACUGGUGACGAAAAGAGCAAAGAGUGCCACCACCUUCC
This is a messenger RNA of Melospiza georgiana, 1295 nucleotides long. It is a transcript of the gene HHLA2, whose product is annotated as HHLA2 member of B7 family. Gene Ontology annotation, cellular component: external side of plasma membrane. NCBI's taxonomy places the organism in Eukaryota, Metazoa, Chordata, Aves, Passeriformes, Passerellidae. The coding region runs from base 150 to 1214 and encodes 354 amino acids. The transcript is spliced from 7 exons. The record is from RefSeq and is a predicted model, not a curated record. Gene Ontology annotation, biological process: T cell costimulation; cell surface receptor signaling pathway; negative regulation of T cell proliferation.